UGUGGUGUGGGUUUAAUAUUUCAUAAGUCGCCGCGCUCUCCUUCUCUCUCUCUCUCUGUAACUUUCUUUACAGCUUAGAUUUCGUUUCCUUUGCUUAGAAACCACAGGCAGGGGGCUUCAUUGUGAAUUCGAGGAAGCAAUGUACAUACGAUGAGUUUUCACAAGGUUGGUGGAUUCAAUGUCAGAGGAAAUCAACGAUGAAACUGUAUUCUUGAAUUUUUCUUUUCGUAUAGAGAUUGAAAAGGAUAACCGUGUACUUCUUCACAAAGAUGAGGAACAUAACGACCAUCAAUUCUCACAGAUACAAUGAUCCUGAUCUUCAAUGAAUCAUCCAAACUCUAACUUCUAAUUAGCUUGUGCCUACUUAUGAAUUUUCAGUGACGGAUUGAAAGAUUAAAUCAAUAGUUUAUUGAAAAAUGGCUAUUGCUGGUCUACAUAAUGUCUCUGUUCAUGAUUCUUCAUUUAUUAGAGAAUCUCAAUCUCAAGCAUCAAGGCAGUUAGGAAAUGAAAGUAACAUAAGCACCCGGGCAUCCUCUCUUCUACGUAUAUGGCGAGGACUUGAGGAUGAGCAAGUGGUGAGAGGCACAGAGGAGAGAGUUAGCGAAAGAUCUAUUGAUCUCUCAAGAAAUGAUGCAGCUGAAAGGCAAAGUACUGUACGGGGGGAUGAUUCAGAGAAUAUGGGGAUGAAUAUCAAUGAGAAUGAUACUGACACAUGGUCCGACAUACAAACUGCUUCACAAAAUGAUGAUGAGGAUUCUGGUGAAUUUGGGGUUGUUGAGAGGGAGAGGGUUAGGCAAAUUUUUAGAGAAUGGAUGAAUAGUGGCGUGGGGGAACAUUCACCUAACGUUUCCCAAAUGAGUAACGGCUCAAGGGCAGAGUGGCUUGGUGAAACAGAGCAGGAGAGGGUGCGAAUGAUAAGAGAGUGGGUGCAAAAGAAUAGCCAGCAGAGAGGCACUCAUGAUGGAAAUGGGGAAGUCCAAACUGCUGAGGUAGGUACUCAGGUUGCACAAAUUUGUGAUGCAUUGGUUGGAAAUCAGCACGAAGGCCGGAUCCAGCGUGCUAGGAGGGGUAUUCGCAGGUUAUGUGGCAGACAAGCUCUCCUUGAUAUGGUCAAGAAGGCUGAGAGAGAAAGACAGACAGAAAUUCAAGUAUUGUCGGAGCAACAAGCUGUAUCAGGCUUUGCUCAUCGCAACCGCAUUCAGUCAUUACUCAAAAGUAGAUUCUUGCGAAACAAUAGAUUGACUGCAAAUGCGAGAUCUGUAUCUGUUGCCGAAUCCGAGUUGGGCCUUUUAAGGCUAAGACAUACAGUGUCUGGUUUGAGGGAAGGAUUCUUCUCCAGAUUGGAUAAUUCUGUUCAAGAUCAAGCAAGUAGCCGGCAUUCUGACACCACAUAUAACAGUGAUGAUGGUGAUUCUCUAACUGACCUGAAUCGCACAAGGAGUUUUGAGGUCCUAGAUGAUCUUCUUGGACGUUCUGGGCCAAGUAACGUGGAAAGUCAUAACGCAGGCUCUUAUAGCAUUGGUCUAACUGAAGUCAGAUCUGAUCUAGAAGGAAGUACUGCUGAAGGUAGAGAAGCAUCUCUUGAUGCGGUAGAAAGUACACAAGAACAGGUUGCAGAGAAUGGUUUAGCCAGCCAAACAGCUGAUAUCAACUCGAUGGAGAUGAGAGAAGAUUCAGGACAAAUUGAUACCCGUGAGGAAAAUGACGAUAUUGGAGUAUUAUCAGAUCAUUCUGGAAGUUUUCAGGACAAUGAUCUUGAAAAUGUAGAUCCGCUGGAAUCUACUUCUCACGAGGAACUGAAUGAAGAACUAGGUAUGGGAGUUGAGCCAAAUGAUUGGCAAGAAUCUGGUUUUCAACGGGAUGAAUGGGAAAAUAGCAUUGAAGAAGAUAUAAACGAAACUCAGUUGGAAAGCAUCACUACUAAUUGGUCUGGAGAAUUCUUGAGUACGACACAUAGAGGAGAUAUUCAUCUGCAAAAUGCACCUGGAGCUUCACAUGAAAAUGUUAUCUUUGUGGAGGAUGUGCCUAAUUGGUUAGAGGGCUCUCCUAAUCGGGAGGCUACAUCCAGCCGAAGGUCGGAGACCUUUUAUUUUCCUGAAGAGAAUAAUGUGCCUAAUGGGGAAAUCAGAGAACUUUUAAACAGGAGAAGUGUCUCUACUCUUCUUAGUAGUGGUUUUCGAGAAAGUCUUGACCAGUUAAUUCGAUCUUACAUAGACAGGCAAGGUCACAGUACCAGUAACGGGGAUCUAGAUGAGAUGAUAUCCCCUUACACGUCUGCAGAACAAGAGCAAGAGCAUGACAGGCAGACCGCAGGUCAAGCGGGUUCUGCUGAGAGCCAUCCACUUGAUUUGCCUCUACCACCUGCAAUGCCCUCUCGGCAACUUUGGGAUCAUGAAUUGAGUCAUGAUAGUUGGUCAAGGCGUGAUUUCCGUCAGCAGUUUGGAGCGGACUGGGAGAUCAUUAACGAUUUGAGGAUCGACAUGUCUAGGCUGCAGCAGAGGAUGAGCAACCUACAAAGAAUGUUGGAGACAUGCAUGGACAUGCAACUUGAGCUGCAGCGCUCAAUUAAGCAAGAAGUUUCUUCUGCACUGAAUCGAACAUCUGGUUCAGAAGGGAUAUUUGAAGAUAGUUUACCAGACGAAGAACCCAAAUGGGACCGAGUAAGGAAAGGAAUUUGUUGUAUAUGCUGUGAUAACCAUAUUGAUGCUUUGUUGUACAGAUGUGGGCACAUGUGCACAUGUUCAAAAUGUGCUAACGAGUUGGUUGAAGUAAGAGGAAAGUGUCCGAUGUGUCAUGCGCCUAUUCUAGAAGUGAUUCGUGCUUACUCCUUAUGACGAAUUAGAUGACAAUAAGGACAAAAAAUGAGACUAAUAGUGAGAUUCGUUGAUCUUCAUCCUCUUGUUCCUUCCUUCCAUCCCAUCCAUCCAGGUGUCUUACUGAUUCUUCUCGUCCAAAUUUCUAUACAUAUAAAGUUUAUUAUACGAUGAUGGACGAUUGAAAUAAUAUAUGUAAUCUCUAUUAUUGAUUAAUCUAGCGAGAAUAAAUACGAUGAGUGGAUUUAGAAACCUUA
Molecule: messenger RNA, 3070 nt
Organism: Cucurbita moschata (crookneck pumpkin)
Lineage: Eukaryota; Viridiplantae; Streptophyta; Magnoliopsida; Cucurbitales; Cucurbitaceae
Exons: 8
Coding region: 417-2834 (805 amino acids)
Source: RefSeq, a predicted model, not a curated record